Durio zibethinus is the source of this 1791-nucleotide messenger RNA. RefSeq names its product fucosyltransferase 13 (gene FUT13). Gene Ontology annotation, molecular function: alpha-(1->3)-fucosyltransferase activity. Gene Ontology annotation, cellular component: membrane. The record is from RefSeq and is a predicted model, not a curated record. NCBI's taxonomy places the organism in Eukaryota, Viridiplantae, Streptophyta, Magnoliopsida, Malvales, Malvaceae.
AUUGAAAAAAAACAAAAGAAAAUUAAGUCAAAAUAAUAGGGCAAAGAAAAUUUCAAACAAGUGCAAUCGGCCAAACGGCUGGCAAUAACCAAUGAAAACCGUACCUCUGGCACCUAACUACAUCGUAGUUGCGUAAUGUUUUGAGGAUGUUUCAUGUGUUUAACUAGCAAACCAAUUCUUCUUAUUUUGUCUCUCUUUUUCAAAGGAGAGAAAACAAAGAGAGAGAGAGAGAGAGAGAGAGAGAGAGAGAGAGAGAGACCACAAAGACUAGCAAACUGACAAUGCAAUUGAAGCCUCUCAACACCUUCACCGUCACGCUCAUGUUGUUCUUCACUUUCUUGAUCCUAAUCUUUUCAGGUUUCCUUGAAUUCCCAUCUGUAUCAACCUCAAUCCAACCCUUUUCCAACCCAACCGAGACACUCAAUUCCAAGCCUGAUCCUUUUACUGAUUUGCUCUUGGCUUUCAAGAAAUGGGAUUCUCAAAUGGGUUGUGCCCGGUUCAAGGAGAAACAUAACGAUUUGAUCCGUUUGCUUUCUAACAGGUCUGGGUCUUUGCAGGAAGCUGUUGGUGUUUCUGGGUGCAAUGAGUUGAAAAUGGAGCAUGUUAGUGUUUUGGUAAAAGGGUGGACUUGGAUUCCUGAUAAUUUGGAUAAUUUGUAUUCUUGUCGAUGUGGGAUGAGUUGCUUAUGGACUAAAUCUUCUGUUCUUGCUGAUAAGCCUGAUGCCUUGUUGUUUGAGACCACUACCCCUCCAUUUCAGAGGCACAGUGGAGAUCCACUUCGUGUGUACAUGGACCUUGAGGCUGGCAGGAGGCGUUCAGGUUGGGAGGAUAUAUUCAUCAGUUACCAUGCAAAAGAUGAUGUUCAGUCAACUUAUGCUGGUGCUCUCUUUCAUAAUGGUCGAAAUUACCACAUAUCUUCAUAUAAGAAAAAUGAUACACUUGUUUAUUGGUCUUCAUCACGUUGCCUUCCUCAAAGAAACCAGCGUGCAAAGAGUCUCCUCAGGUUCCUGCCUCACCACUCAUUUGGCAAAUGCCUGAACAAUGUUGGUGGUUCAGACAUGGCCCUUUCCUUCUACCCUGAGUGUACCAAUGAUGACAAUACCCCAAAGUGGUGGGACCAUUUACAUUGUGCCAUGUCUCAUUACAAAUUUGUCCUUGCAAUUGAAAAUACCGUUACAGAGAGCUAUGUGACUGAGAAGCUAUUUUAUGCUCUGGACUCUGGUGCGAUUCCUAUCUAUUUUGGUGCUCCCAAUGUCCUGGACUUUGUCCCUCCACAUUCAAUUAUAGAUGGAACUAAAUUUAGCUCCAUGGAGGAAUUGGCUUCCUAUGUGAAAGCCCUUGCUAAUGACCCUGUCGCAUAUGCUGAGUACCAUGCCUGGAGAAGAUGUGGUGUAUUAGGUAACUAUGCAAAGGCCCGUGCAGCAAGCCUCGACACAUUGCCAUGUCGAUUGUGUGAGGCAGUUAGUAAAAGAGGUGGAAGAAAUGCAAGAACAGAAUGAACUAUUUAUUGGUUUAUAGUUCAAUUAACUUUCCUGGUAUUGGUAACUAUAGUGAGUCAUCAAUUUUGUGUUUGAUCUAAAUAGAAUUUGAUGGAAAAUGACCAAUGGAUUUGGUGGUAGGUGUAAAGUGGCUAGAUUAACAUGAACGAGGAAUGAGGGACAAAGAAAGGGAAUAUUAUCAUAUCAUACUUGUUUUACCUUUUCUUGUGUUUAAUCAUUUACUUCUAUUUCUUUGUAUAAUUUUUAUACUAUGUUUUGCAUUGAUGUUUACAUGGUCGAGAUCAUGGCCAAU